Columba livia (rock pigeon) is the source of this 3815-nucleotide messenger RNA. It is a transcript of the gene RPUSD1, whose product is annotated as RNA pseudouridine synthase domain containing 1. The transcript has 6 exons. Bases 487 to 1389 code for a protein of 300 amino acids. Gene Ontology annotation, molecular function: pseudouridine synthase activity; RNA binding. Lineage: Eukaryota; Metazoa; Chordata; Aves; Columbiformes; Columbidae. Gene Ontology annotation, biological process: enzyme-directed rRNA pseudouridine synthesis. The record is from RefSeq and is a predicted model, not a curated record.
GCCCGCCCGGCCCGGGGACAGCGCUGCAGGUCGGACCGGGCGGAGCGGGGGUCGAGGCGGCGGGGGUGGUGUUUCCCUCCCCGGGCGUGUCCCCUGCGCCUUGUCCCGGGUCCUCUCCGCCGUGCGUGACACUUCCGCUGCGUCCCGUCUCCUCUCCGCCGUGCAUGUCCAUUGCGGGCAGCCGAAAUCGCGGUCCGGUCCCGGCUGGCAGCGGGCGGGCGGCGGGACCGGGGCUUUGGGGCGGUAGGACAAGAGUGAGAACUAGCCCCACUGUCGCACCGGAUCGGCCCGGCACCGUGCAGCUGCGGGGCCUGCACGCGUGACAGCGGGCCGGUGGCAGAGCUGUGCGGUGACACCGGGAGGCGGCAGGACCUGUACGGUGUCACACGGGGAGGGCUGUGGCUGUAGCGCUGCUGUCGCACCGACACAGUGGUGGCACCGGUGGUGCUGUGAGACCUGCACAGCGUGACACGGGGGGCGCUGGCCAUGGAGCCGGGCACCAUCGACAACCUGUCCAUCCUGUACCAGAGCUCCGACUUCAUCGUGGUCAACAAGCACUGGGAUAUCCGCAUCGACAGCAAGAUGUGGUACGAGACACUGACCCUGCAGAGCCAGCUCAAGUACCGCUUCCCUGAGCUGGCUGACCCUGACACCUACUACGGCUUCAGGUUCUGCCACCAGCUCGACUUCUCCACCAGCGGGGCUCUGUGUGUUGCACUCAACAAAGCAGCGGCUGGAAGCGCCUACAAGUGUUUUAAAGACCGGCUGGUGACCAAAGCCUAUCUCGCCCUGGUCAGGGGCCACGUGAGCCAGAACCGCAUGACGAUCUGCUAUGCCAUAGGGAAGAACACGACCGAGGGCAUGACCCACAUGAUGUGCAUCGACGGGACGGAGGGCUGCGAAAAUCCCAAACCCUGCCAGUCGGAGCUGAUUGUGCUUGAGCACGGUUCAUACAGUGGAGACCCUGUGACCAAAGUGCUGCUGCAGCCACUGACAGGGCGGACUCAUCAGCUGCGGGUUCACUGCAGCGCCAUCGGCCACCCCAUCGUGGGGGACUUCACCUACAGCCACAAGAAGGACAGCAGUCCCUACCGGAUGAUGCUCCACGCCUACUACCUGCGCAUCCCCACCGGCAAGGAGCUCAUCGAGGUCUGCGCGCCCGACCCAUUCGUCACCACGAUGGACAGCAACUGGGUGCCUCACCAGGUCACUCACCGGCUGGAUGAGAUCAUCCAAGAGCUGAAGGACAAGGUGAUGCAGAAGGAGGAGAGCCAGGAAGCUGUGCUUGGUGGUGGAGGAGACGAGGCGCUGAGCGAAGCCAAGAGCCCAGAGACGGAGGAGCAGCGAGCCCAGUGCGAGCAGUGGUUGGCCGAGUGGGCUUUGGAGUGAGCACACACCGCGUCUCUGCGUUUCCAGCCCAACGCUCCCAUUUCUGUCCCAGUGGGUAUCCACAGAACCCAGCGCUGACUCCACAUCUGCACUCUCUGUACACCGUGGCUUCCCUCACUCCUGGGGCUGGGGUUAGACAGAUUUUAGCAGCGAUUAGGAUGGGUUUAUUUUUUAAUGUACACAUCGUCCAUCUGGCCGCUGGAUUCCCCUUUCCUAAUACUGGGCCUGAGCAGCAGAGCCAGUGUGUCACGUACCACCUUAGAGUGACCCCAAAGCUUUAUGUCCCUGUCCCAGGGCUCGGGCACAGCUGGGGGAAUACAGAUGCAGCGUUUGCCGUGAGCACAAUGGAUGGAUCUGCAAAUCAGCACUGGGAUGCUAAAAUGCAGCCCAGCAAAAGGGAGAGGAGAACAUUCUGGACCCAGCUUCGGUGUCCACAUUCCCCCGUUCCCUUCACUCCACGCUGCUGCGCUCGCUGGUGUGUGGGAGGUGGGAGAUGCGGAGGCUGAAGUGCAGCCUGUGGGGGGAACAACAGCCCCCCCAGUCCUGAGGCAGCCCUUGGUGUUCUGCCUGCAGAGCUGGGCUGUGCGAUGGGCACAGGAAAGCCCUUGUGCUUCCCUCCCUGCUUCAGCCCACACAUGGGGUUUUUUUAAGGUUUGUGGAAGGCGAAUGAGUUGUUACAAACGGGUUUUAGACUUUUUUCAGAUUUCUUACAAGAAGAAUCUAGUCUUUUAGUGGUUCUGGAAUACCAGUGGGCUCAGGAAUGUGUGUAUUUUUUGUACUUCUGUGGUCAGAAUAGCCAGCAGCCCAAAGCUUUUUUAAAAGAUCUUAUUAUUCUUUCUCCUAGCAUUGCCUUUCCCUAGUGCCCACUUUUAUCCUGCAUGUGGAUGUAAACCCUGCUGAGAUGGGUCAGGAAACAUCAGCCCCUUUCUGCUGUACCCAAAUGAGGGGCAAUCAGUUUUGGUCCCAUCGCAUGACCCCUCGCUGGCCACUUCCUGCGAGGGUGUCAGGGCCUGGGGGUGGGCGGUCUGGGGGGGCUCUAGAGCAGACAGAGCGGCCAAGGAAAUGGUUGGAGCUGCAGAAAAGGCUGAGCAGUGAUAUGAUGGGUGGGAAGGAGCUCGAAGCUCACGCUGGCACUCAGCUUUGCAAGGUGUAGAGGAGCUUCUCUGGAAAUUCCUUUGCUGUGCCAGCUGGUGUCAGGCUGGUUCAGUCCCUCCCUCCCACCCCGCUUUGAAAAUGAAGAGAGGGGGCAGCUGGGCUGGGAGGGAUGGGGGGGGCUGGAGCCCAUUGCACCCAGAGCACCCAUCCCCACGGUAUUCGGCACUGAGCCGCCACAUCAGCACGUGCCUGGAAUUACCAUCAUGCCACGAGCCCCGUCCCAUUUGAAAAGCACCCACAGCGGUUUCACAGAACUUGUAUCCCUGCCCUGAGGAGAAAUAAAAUGGCACAGCCCUCUUAUUGCAGGUGAAUGCACCCUAUAGGUCACCGAAACCUCACAGGGUUUUGCAUCACCCAUCCCUGGUGUCCCUGGAUGGGUGCGGGGCCACGGAGGAGGUUGCCGUCACCUUGGUUUCAUGGCUCGGCACAAAGCGCUGCCAUCAGCUGUAGGAUGGGGACCAGUACAGAGUUCAUGGCUCUACCAGUACCUGGGGACCGAGCAGGGACACGGGCUCAGGAGCUGGUGGCAGAGGUCUCAGGGUGGGGUUGGAGGAGCAGAAGAUCCAUCUCCUCCCUCCCAAGGCCUGUCUCUGCCCGUCCCAUCGCCCAGGAGCGGCUGGGGAGCGGACAGGCAGCCACAGGCGGGUCCUGAAGCUGUAAAUUAAACCAUCAACCUGUUUGCCAAAGGAUGAAGCUGUAAAUUAAACCAUGAAUCUGUUUGGCAAAGAAUGAAGCUGUAAAUUAAACCAUGAAUCUGUUUGGCAAAGGAUGAACAUGGGUGACACGCACAGGAAGUGCAUGUGGGGACAGUUCCCACUGCGUGACAGGACAUGUCCUGCAGCUGCAGGUUGGGGACAAGGCUGCCUGUGGCCGUGGGGCUGGUGGUCACUCGGGUGGUACAUGGGGACAUGUCGGUGCCCGUCCACAAGGUGGGGGACCGUCACAGCUGGGGACUGGCACCCAUUACUCUCCCCAACAUCUGCGUGGAGGAGCCCCUGCCCCGUGCGUUGCACUUUUACCCAAUACUGAGGCAACCAGACAUACAUAUUUUUCCUUACCCUGCAGACGUGUUUUCCUGGUGCCCUUCCCAUGUCUUGUGCAGUCCCGCUCCCUCCUCUCUGCCAUCACGGGACCAUUUCUGCAUCGCGUGUGAAUCCACUCCUGCUUUCGGGGGGUUGUGAUCGGGUGUGUGUUUCGUGAUGUUCUGUACGGCUUGCAAUAACCCUUAUUCCUUGUUGCACAUCACCACAGUAAAACCAUUUACGUCUGUA